GUUUUUGUUCAAAAAACGCAAUAACAAAGUGUGAGAGGAGAUCAUACGACGUUACCAAUAUUACCAGUCGUGGGAGGCGACGUCAUUGAAGACGCUCUAUUAAUAAAGUCUUUUGCAGCAACAUUUUUCCAGUAGCUCUACCCGCUUCGCGUCUGCGCUGGUCCUGGUUCUAAUAGCAGCUCAAGAUUAAUAACUGUGGCCGAUCCUGUUCAUCAAAAAGCAAAAUGGCUGUCGGUGUUUCAGAUUCCGCAACCGCGCAAGCACAAGAACUCGAGCCGCACGCAUGCGAUUGUUGUGGAACACGGGAAACAGAGGGGUCCGCUAGUGUGCAGUUGAGGGCGUGCACCGGCUGCAAGCGCGUGUACUAUUGUUCGCGUGAAUGCCAAAAACGAGAGUGGAAAAGUCACAAACUCGACUGCAAAAGCAAACGACGUGAAACACGAGGACCGCAGGAGACGACGGCAUCUACGAACCCUGCGUCAUCAACAUCCGCUGCGACGCCCGGGGAGGACGCAUUGGAAGCAGCGAAUGCGGGUAGCGGGGACGAGGGCCGCCGUGCUGACGGCGCUGACGAAGAAGUGGACGCGUUGGAGCAGUUCUGGCGGUGGUUUGAACGUCAAGAACUGCACCAGAUCCCCGCCACGCGUGCCGAUGCUGAGAUGCGAUUCGACCUGCUGAAGCUGAAGUGGGAGCGGACGGAUGCUGCCUCCGAGCCGGAUGUCCGCGUGUGCGUGUCUGUUCUCCUGCUCAAAUUUCUCUCCUACACGAAGUACUACCCACCUGCUGCGGCCUCAACUCCUGGCGCAGCAGGCACACCAGUGGACGAGGGAAACUGCUCUCGCGGGCUGCAGCAGCAUUUCGCAACGAUGACCGACGAGCUCCAGCAAUUCAUCAAGAAAUACAGAUUAGUGGCCGACCUCGCCUUUCGCUCCAGCCUCCGCGACGAUUUUCGAACCGAUAACCAAAAUCCUUUUCGAAAGAAUAAGCACCUGCUGCGCUUGUGGCUGGACGUGUGCCAUGUUACUCUCCUUCUCAUGAACAACACCGAUCAGCUCACGUUUUGUGCGGAAGAAGGAGGAUUCCCGCAGUAUGCACUGCAAAUAUGUCAAGGUCUGGCAGAUUGCAUUUGCAACUUUACGUGCUGAAUCUGAAUCAUGCAAAAAUCUGUGUUGCAUGAGUGCCAGAAGCUGCCCACUUUCGAGCAAGAUGAAGGAGAUUUUCUCAUGUAGGGUAGGCAUGAUAUUUAAUAUGUCAUUCAACUCCCGCAUUCCAGACGAGACGAGACCUCAUGGGCCAUGAAAAGCCUGCAUGACAAAACUUGCACUCAUCUUCCAUUCCCAUUCAUAUUUGCGAUGCAUACGCUGUCUUUUUUGACCAUGUUCACCGACCUUGACCAGGCCGAUGCGCCGUUCGAGGUGGUCGCCAAGUCAUGGUGCGGCGUCGAACUCUUUGGGUUUGUAAGCGAGCAAGACGCUGCGGCUGCGGCGAAGCACAAGACCGAAGAGGACAAGGUUGCGCGCAUUGCCAUCAUCGUCAGUGCGAUCGAAUCGAUCAUCCACUUUGAGCGCAAGUUCUUCUCGCGGAUGCGACAGGAGGUUUCUGGACCGCACGCACUUCCCACACAAUGGACGCUGUAUCCCCUGCGAAAAAUGAUGAAGGCGAUCGACAUUUACUGUGCCGAGGACCUGCCGAAGGUGCUGCGAUCCUUGGUGCAGCACAUGCGGCAGCGCGGUCGUCCCGAUCUGCGAGAGUUGUGGGCACUGGUCCGGUUCACGGGCCUGAUGACGAUGUUGUGCCAUAAUUUCAGUGGCAACGACAUUCAGGCACAAAUGCUGCCGCGGCGGUGUGGGGAGAAGGAGUUUACAAUCGUCGAGACGAAGCCGAUCAUGCGCGAGUGCUUCCACGUGCUGAAAGGCUUUGUGGAUAGUACAACGACCUGCAGCACUUUCCUCCGCACGGGUCUGUACGAGUUUUGGGACAACUGCAUGCUCCUCUUCGGAAACCCGGACGCCACGGAGCUGGUGAACGUCACGCUGCGGCGCCCCGGGUCUUGCACCAUUUGCUUGGAGGACGAGGACGAUCCCCCGGAGUGGAACAUCGGAAAGAUUUACCGCUGCGGUCACUGGCUGCACCUCGACUGCCGCAAAGACUUGAUGGAGCGCGCGCUCGCGGCACAAAAUAAAGGUGCCCUGCCGUGGGGAAUCACGCGGCAACUGGGCAUCCCGCACGACGCGCCGGUCAGGAACAACAAACCGCCCAUCGACCCAGGCUACUGCCAGUACAAGUGCAAAUUCAUCCCGCCCUGGGAAGCCCCCGGCAGCGUGGGAUACAGCACUCAUCUUGGUUUGUUCGACCCCGAUACGGGCUACAUAUCCCUUCCCGACCAUGCGGGGAAGCCGUAUAACGCUGCGUGAUUGAGUAUGUUGGUAUUUUACCGUGAUUUCUACGAGUUCGAAAAUUGGUAGAGCACUGACAAGAAGAAGAUGACACCGUACUACCUUCUGUGCACUCUCAUGGGUGAAGUCAAAGAGGAAAAAGACGUAAACGAAACAGAUGAAGAACACAACACGAAGUAGAACACGCGGCAUUCGCUCGCCUCGGC
Molecule: messenger RNA, 2602 nt
Organism: Amoebophrya sp. A120
Lineage: Eukaryota; Dinophyceae; Syndiniales; Amoebophryaceae
Source: the annotation of a GenBank genome assembly